Arachis stenosperma is the source of this 652-nucleotide messenger RNA. RefSeq lists its product as uncharacterized. The record is from RefSeq and is a predicted model, not a curated record. Lineage: Eukaryota; Viridiplantae; Streptophyta; Magnoliopsida; Fabales; Fabaceae. The transcript has a single exon. Bases 153 to 485 code for a protein of 110 amino acids.
AAGCUAAAGUUCAAGGUUCUUCUCGAAAAGCAUCACGCCAAACCCACAAAUAAAAUAACCAGAUCUAAAAAAAUAACAAAUAGUAAUACUGAAGUAGCCAAAAUCAAUAGGCAAAGCUCCCGAAAAAACAACCAAACAAAGACGACCAAGCAAUGUUCUUCUUCUUUGCGGGUGGGUUAGAGCGGCAAGUGCGGCAGGUGCUAAAAUCCGGUGUGGGAAGGUGCAUAAACUGCGGAUCACGUGCCGACCUCGUGGAGUACGAGAAGGUUCUGAAGCUCUUCUUUGUUCCCGUCUGGCGGUGGCCAGGGAAGGAACCUCUCUUGUACUGCCACAAUUGCAGGUUCAUGUUCCCCCCACCACGGCUGCAGGAGUCGGCAUCGCUGUCUCCGGCGGCGGCUGUUUCCGAUGCCUUGCGGUGCCGAUUCUGUGACCGGUCGGUUGAGGCCCACUUCAGGUUCUGCCCCUUCUGCGGAUCCGAACUGUGAAAUGUUAGUUGCUGAAUGUGAAAGUGAAAGUGGUUGUACUGUUUGUUACGAGGGACUUCGUGCUUUCUUUUUUUAACAUAUAAUGAUGAUCUUUAUUUUCUCUUAGAUUUACUUGUAAUAGUGAUAGUUUGGGAACAUGUAUUUUGAUGUAGUAAAAAAAAAAAAGU